UUCAGCCAUUUUAUUUAAUUAAAAAACAAAGGAAAAAAGAGGACAAGUCACGUCACGAGACAAAUUAGCACGCAAAGAAGACGAAGAAGAAGAAGAAGAAGCUCCAAGAAUCUGUCGCAGAAAUCGCCAUGGCAGUCACAGCAUUUAACCCAUUGAAACUUGCAUCGUCGUCUCUAGAUCCGAUUCCUUCAAUCUCUUCUUCUUCUUCUUAUUCAUUCUCUUUGAUAUCUGUCGGAUCUUCUUUCAAGAGAUGUCUAAAGCAGUCAUGUUCUGUUCGAGCCAUGUCUUCUUCUUCUUCUUCGGCUGCUUCGUCUUCUUCUUCUUCUUCCUUCGGAUCGAGAAUGGAAGAGAGCGUGAGGAAAACAGUGACUGAGAACACUGUCGUUGUUUACUCCAAAACUUGGUGCUCAUACUGUACUGAAGUGAAGACAUUGUUCAAGAGACUUGGGGUUCAGCCACUGGUUAUUGAAUUGGAUCAACUUGGUCCACAAGGGCCACAACUGCAGAAGGUACUGGAAAGACUUACUGGGCAACACACUGUUCCUAAUGUUUUUGUCGGAGGCAAGCACAUUGGUGGCUGCACAGAUACAGUGAAGCUUAACAGGAAAGGAGAUCUGGAAGUGAUGUUAGCUGAAGCCAACGGUAAAACUGGUCAGUCUUGAGGAGGUGAUGAAACUAGUUCGGAGAUUUUGCAUAUGGAGCUUGGAAAGUUUUCUUAUUUUCGUUAUUAUCAUUGUACCUCAUUUGAAUACAAUAAUCAUAGUUAAUAAAUAAUUUGAAUUCACA
Messenger RNA from Arabidopsis lyrata subsp. lyrata, 786 nucleotides. Its product is annotated as glutaredoxin-C5, chloroplastic. The transcript is spliced from 5 exons. Gene Ontology annotation, cellular component: cytoplasm. The coding region runs from base 129 to 662 and encodes 177 amino acids. Gene Ontology annotation, molecular function: glutathione disulfide oxidoreductase activity. Lineage: Eukaryota; Viridiplantae; Streptophyta; Magnoliopsida; Brassicales; Brassicaceae. Gene Ontology annotation, biological process: cellular response to oxidative stress. The record is from RefSeq and is a predicted model, not a curated record.